AUGGAUACUGAUCAAGUUGAAAUGAAAGUAACUAAUCCUUCUUCAUCUGUUACCUCAUCGAUUGGUUUACUUACACAUGGACCAAUUCCUUAUAUACGUUUAUCCAAUCAAAAUAUUGAUCAAGUGGAAAGUAAACAUACUACUAACAAUACAUCUAGUAGUCAUUAUACAAAUAAAACUAUUUCAAAUCAUUCUUUAACUGAUGGAUAUAUUAAUGCAAAUUUACUUCAAGAUCCUGUUGAUGCAGAAGUUGAAGCAAUGGCUAAUGUACAGAAUCUACAAAGUGAACGUGAUCUAAUUGAUGAUGAUUAUUUCUGGGAUUCUGAUACUGGCAAUAAUGAGGAUAAGCAAACAAAAGAAUUCUACUAG
Molecule: messenger RNA, 369 nt
Organism: Heterobilharzia americana
Lineage: Eukaryota; Metazoa; Platyhelminthes; Trematoda; Strigeidida; Schistosomatidae
Source: the annotation of a GenBank genome assembly